This is a messenger RNA of Pteronotus mesoamericanus, 689 nucleotides long. It is a transcript of the gene SNRPD3, whose product is annotated as small nuclear ribonucleoprotein D3 polypeptide. The record is from RefSeq and is a predicted model, not a curated record. The transcript is spliced from 4 exons. Bases 137 to 517 code for a protein of 126 amino acids. Gene Ontology annotation, cellular component: precatalytic spliceosome; U2 snRNP; commitment complex. Lineage: Eukaryota; Metazoa; Chordata; Mammalia; Chiroptera; Mormoopidae. Gene Ontology annotation, molecular function: RNA binding. Gene Ontology annotation, biological process: spliceosomal snRNP assembly; RNA processing.
UUGGGAACGCGUGGUGCUCUGGGAGAACCGGACCGCCAUUCGCUCCACUCACGCCCUCGGAGUAACCUGAGUUGCUGCGACCGCCGCCGCACCGGGAAGCAAGAGGAGGCCGGAGCAGAACUGUCUUCCUACCAAGAUGUCUAUUGGUGUGCCUAUUAAAGUCCUACAUGAAGCGGAAGGUCACAUUGUGACGUGUGAGACAAACACCGGUGAGGUGUAUCGUGGGAAGCUCAUUGAGGCAGAAGACAACAUGAACUGCCAGAUGUCCAACAUCACAGUCACAUACAGAGAUGGCCGAGUAGCUCAGCUGGAGCAGGUAUAUAUCCGUGGGAGCAAGAUCCGCUUUCUGAUUUUGCCUGACAUGCUGAAAAAUGCACCUAUGUUAAAGAGCAUGAAGAAUAAAAACCAAGGCUCCGGGGCUGGUCGGGGAAAAGCUGCCAUUUUGAAGGCCCAAGUGGCUGCGAGAGGAAGAGGACGUGGAAUGGGACGUGGAAACAUCUUCCAGAAGCGAAGAUAAAUUUAUCUGUUGAACGGAACUUUUUCUUUAUUUUUUCUUUCAAGUUAUCCAGAUGGGGAAGAAUGUUGCUUAUAUGUAUGCCCUAGGUGUUUUAAUGCUCGCUUGCUCAAGGAUUUAUUUUCGUCACUCAAAGAUUUUUUUUUCCAUUGCUUUUAGAGAAAUGGGAGGGGAG